GAGACAGCUGCUCUGCUCCUGGAUGCUCAGCGCUACUGAGGUACCGAGACGGAACACUGUGACUGACAUUACUCAGUCAGUCAGGCUAAACUUAGUCCUAGGUCUUGGUGGAGUGUUUUAAUUAGCCAAAUGCCAAGAAGUCUGCCUGUAAUGAACUGUAAUGUUCUGUGGCCGUGCCAGUCUCGAGAUAGAGGUGGAGGUGGGCCAACUGGGACCAUGAAGAAGCCUUCUCAGAGCUCCAAAAUCAAUGUUGUCCUGUGCUAAUCGGCCUCAUUCAGAGGGACUAGCUAAUUCUCCAGAUGUUGGCCACAGACUGAAUGGAGAGCAGUGGUGGGUGUCUAGCCCAUUGACUUUAACCUCUACGGGAUCAGUGUCCCAUAUACGGGACGGUUGAGCUACCGUGCGCUAAUGUGAUUAGCAUGACUGUUGUAAUUAACAGCAAAUUGUCCAGGACAUAGACAUGUCUUAUAUGGGCAGAAAGCUUAAAUUCUUGUUAAUCUAACUGCACUGUCCAAUUUACAGUAGCUUUUACAGUGAAAAAAAUACCAUGCUAUUGUUUGAGGAGAGUGCACAACAACAACAAAUGUAUUAUUUGUAUUAUCUUUUACCAGAUCUAAUGUGUUAUAUUCUCCUACAUUAAUUUCCCAUUUCCACAAACUUUAAAGUGUUUCCUUUCAAAUGGUAUCAAGAAUAUGCAUAUCCCUGCUUCAGGUCCUGAGCUACAGGCAGUUUUGGUAUGUCAUUCUAGGUGAAAAUUGAAAAAAAGGGUCCGAUCCUUAAGAGGUUAAUGAGAAAGGGAGGGAGAACAAUCGCCACAUCAAGGCCCUUCAAAUUAAAUGACUCCGGUUUCUCUCCGGCUACCGUUUGAUCAUGCUGAUGUCUGCGUUUGAGGAGCAAUGUACACUAGCAUUACUUUCUGAGACAUAGGAAUAGGCUAAUGUCCAAGAAGCAGUUAUUUCUUGAGCUCCUCUAUAGCCAUUGUAGAAGCACAGGCAAGCACUUGCAGAAAUACUGUAUUAAUGGGGAAAUACCAUUGAGGCCAUUUGUGAGUUUUUUGUAGCUUGAAUUAGGACAUUUAGUGUGGUAGAAUAAGUUGACGUGAAGAACACAAAGCCUCUGUUAUCCUUUUUUAAAUCCCCCCAAAUCGUGUGGUUGAUUUGCAUCAUUAGUUAAUGUCAGGGGCAAAACUGUAUUUAGGAUAAUGGAGCACAGAUGCUGCUGACCAAUAAUCAGUCAGCGGCUCCCCAACCAGCCUACAGCCAAGAGAGAGGAAGAGAGGGAGCGAGGGAGGGAGUGAGAGAGACAGACAGACCGACUGAGAGCGAAAGAGAGAGAAAAGCAGAGAGACGGAGCGAAAGAGAGCAGACCGUCUAAUUCUUCCACUACAGUACACCUCAGCUAGAGUAUGGGCCAAAGAAACAAAACAGCUUCCACAUGUCUGCAAGGCCAUGGCAUAAACACACACACACACACACACACACACACACACAUACACACCCUUACUUUCUGUUCUGGGCAAUCAUUUAUGUCCAUUAAUCCAUACUGGAAGGCAGAAUUAACUUUUCAGCCCAAUGGUUUGCCACAAACCCUUUUCUAAAUAAAAUCCUUCUGAUUUUGGACAAAUACCUCCUUAUUACCUAAAUCCAAAUAAGGCCUAACACUUCACUGCACACACCUGUUAUUGCACUUAAGUGUGGGGCUGUGGCAUGGCAAAGCUGCAUCAACACUGUGUGGAGAGAGGCUCAGCGUUCAGGCCAGUGCUCAGCCCAGUGCUCAGCCGCCACUCCAUCCAAGACAUUUCAUAACACAGAAAAGUGUUUUUACAUUUUCUUCUUGUAAAGGCUCUGGAAUAUUUUAAACAACCUCCAGACCUGCUGAAAAGCCUGUCUCUGCCAACUAAUCUGUCUGGGCUGCCUGUCUAAUCUGACUGAAGUCUUUCUCUGGGUAUUAAACUUCCUAAACAUAUACUUUUAUUGUCUUGCCACUUUUUAUUAGCAUGAGGGAAUGGCCAAGUGUGCAUGCUGCUCUGUCUCAGAAAACACCAGACAGAGCUGCUGAGAAUGCCCUUUAGAAGGGCCUGCAGUAUUAAUAGAUGGUUGUCACGCUCUGGCUCCGGGACUUUGUGUGUUGAGCCAGGGUGUGUUCGUUUCGUGGUGUUUUGUUUGGUUGGGUGGUUCUAUGUGUUGUAUUUCUUUGUUUGGUUCAGUGACUCCCAAUCGGAGGUAACGAGUGUCAGCUGUCGGCUCGUUAUCUCUGAUUGGGAGCCAUAUUUAAUCGGUACGUUUUCCUGUGGGUGUUGUGGGUUUUUGUUCAUUUCGGUUCGUGUGUAACCGUAGACGUCACGUUGUCGUUUUGAUCAUUUCUAUUAAUAAAAGAUGUUCACAUUCAACGCUGCGCCUUGGUCCUCCUCCUCUAUGUCUGACGAUCGUGACAGAAAAACCCACCAAGAUGGGACCAAGCAGCGUGUCCAGGAGCCGUCGCCAGGGAGAUCCCUCACAGAUCUCCUUCGCCUCCUGGACUGGGUCAAGCCGAGGGAGGAAGACAAGGGCUUGACGCUAUGGCAGAAGGGCGAGAGGCUGGCGAGGUCUAUGGAGACCUGGUCCACGGGUAGGAGAGACGCCCCGAAAAUUUUUAGGGGGGGGCUCGAGACGUCGGACCAGCAGGAGGCCGCGAUAGAGCGGCCCAGUGGGUUGCUGGAGAAGGCCGCCGGGUUACGGGGGCCACUGGUCAAAGAGGGGAUGGAAGGUGUGGAGGCACGGCGAGAGGUACUGGCGUGUGUUGCCAGUCCGGUCCGGCCCGUUCCAGAGCCCGGUGUAGAACCAGUGGUGUGUGUCCCCAGUACGGUCCGGUCUAUUCCUGCUCCCCGCAUCGAACCUGCGGUGCGCGUCGCCAGCCCAGUCCGGCCCGUUCCUGCUCUCCGCGCCAGGUCGGGGGUGCGCGUCGCCAGCCCAGUCCGGCCCAUCCAAGCUCCCCGCACCAGGUCAGUGGUGCGCGUCGUCAGCCCGGUCCGGCUCAUUCCUGCUCUCCGCGCCAAGUCUGUGGUGCGUCUCGUCAGCCCGGCUCUGCCCGUUCCUGCUCCCCGCACCAGGUCGGGGGUGCGCGUCGCCAGCCCAGUCCGGCCCAUCCAAGCUCCCCGCACCAGGUCAGUGGUGCGCGUCGUCAGCCCGGUCCGGCUCAUUCCUGCUCCCCGCACCAGGUCAGUGGUGCGCGUCGUCAGCCUGGUCCAGCCCGUUCCUGCUACUCGCACCAAACCAGGGAUGCGAGUCGUCAGCCUGGUCCAGCUCGUUCCUCCUACACGCACCAAGCCAGGGGCGCGUGUCGUCAGUCCGGCUCCGACCAGCGGGGCUAGACAGGACCAGGGGUACUUUGGGGGGUUGAAGAGGAGGUGGGGAUCAGGGCCGGAGCCAGAACCACCGCCGAGGAGGUAUGCCCACCCAGCCCUCCCUGGUUUAGCCUUAUUGAGGCGCGGUCGCAGUCCGCGCCUUUAGGGGGGGGUACUGUCACGCUCUGGCUCCGGGACUUUGUGUGUUGAGCCAGGGUGUGUUCGUUUCGUGGUGUUUUGUUUGGUUGGGUGGUUCUAUGUGUUGUAUUUCUUUGUUUGGUUCAGUGACUCCCAAUCGGAGGUAACGAGUGUCAGCUGUCGGCUCGUUAUCUCUGAUUGGGAGCCAUAUUUAAUCGGUACGUUUUCCUGUGGGUGUUGUGGGUUUUUGUUCAUUUCGGUUCGUGUGUAACCGUAGACGUCACGUUGUCGUUUUGUUUUGUCCUUGUGUACCCUUUAUCUAAAGCACCACAUUAAAAGCAGCUUUAUGACAUGAAUGGGAGAGAGGUGAACACACACCUCAAAUAGCGACGUUCCCAGAAUAAUGAGCAGAGGCCAGUAGGCACAACAACGCCAGGCAUACCAGACAUUGGCACCAGAAUGGCCAAGCCAAGGCAGUUUAGGUACAGAGGGUUGCUAACAUUACAGAGACAAUGCUGUGGCUGGGGUAGAAAUUCCAAACACCCAGUUGAGAGUUCCCCCUCCAUGACUAAUAGAACAUUGCCUGGUAUUCAGCUUUAUUAAGAGAAGCUAGCCUGUGUGUCUAUAUUAAGGGGAGAAAGAGGGUAUGUUAAUAGGUACAGAAACAUACUUGGAGCCGUUGUUAAUGUAUUGUUUCCAUUACAUGGGACUGUACUUUGACCUCUUCCAGUGUCUUGUUACCGGGUUGGUGUUUCAUGAGGGUCAUGUCGAGGUAGGAGAGAGGCCUCUAUUAGGGAAGGUUAACCAGGAGUAGAGACCUCAGAGGAGAAAAUCUGGUUAAGUUUAAGUGUGUUUCCUCACACAUAAUAGUGUGUUUUAACACAUUUUAGAUUAAGUAAAGCCACUCACGUACCAUUAGCAUGAAACAGUGCAUAUAAAAUCAUUGGCUUUUAAAAUUCACAUAUAAAGUGUUAACAAGGCACUCAAAGGAACGUUAAAAAGUCAAAGUCAACCACUGGAACCGAGGCCAGUGCACUUAGACACCUGCCAUAGCUGAAUACAGAACAUUUGUUUAUUUUACCUUUAACCAGGUAGGCCAGUUGAGAACAAGUUCUCAUUUACAACUGCGACCUGGCCAAGAUAAAGCAAAGCAGUGCGAUAAAAACAACAACAACACAGAGUUAAAUAUGGGAUAACAUAACGUGGCCCUUUGAUCAACUAUGAAUACCUACAUAAAAUGCCAUUAUGCCAAACAAUAUCUCUGUUUCUAAUUCCCAAAAGCAGGAAGUAGAAUAGGCACAACCCCACACAAUUAACUAACGAUGGCAUUGGUACUUACGUACACUCCCUGUAACAAACUGCUCCAUCAAGCCACAGCCACAGCAGUGACUGCAACCCACACGUCUUUAAACUCUAAUCAAAUCAACGUUCAUUUAAUGCGACAAGGUCACUUGGAUGUGUGUCCAAACCCAACAUGCAUCCGCUCAUUAAUGUUGGUGUUGUUUUCCUCCACAGUUCAUCUAGUAAUGAUUAGGAAAGCUACACAGAGAGAGAAACUGUUAGAGGUAGUUUGCUGCAUAGGUAUUCACAUCUGCGCUGCAGAGGUUGUGUGGAGAGACAUUUGUUUCUAUUUAUCCAGUCAUUCCAUCAUGUCAAUUAAGGAAAACUGAUAUAAAAUAUGAAAACCCCUGUCUAUGAUAUACAAUAUCAAGCUAGAUAUGAAAAGCCCACCUUGCAUUGACUGAUAGCACAUUGCUUUACUAUUACAGAUACACCUUCAGUAUGUAGGCCUAUGAGCGCAGCGGUCAGUCUGGUUUAACCAGGCUGCUAAGACUGACCUGGAACUUACUGUACGUAAUACAACUUGUAAGAGAAUCCAUUCACUGGGGUGACCACCAUACUGUGAAAAAAUGCUCCAAAGUCAUAAAAUUGGAAGAGAAUCGUGUUGGCGUAACAAAAAAGAGCCACAGUCAGCAAUAACAACCAGAGGGACUGGACUGACGCUUGCCCCUGCAUUGGGUGACUUUGUGACUGUGUCCAAAAACCCAGCAGUGUUCCUCCUAAAGUGGUAAGCGCUCUCACAGACAGCCAGUCAGUCAGGCAGGCUGUGAGACAGUCCAUGGUGUGAAUGGCUUUCUCAGGCCGCGAUGGCUUCAGGCAGUUGGUUGGGAACCGAAAGAAAGGACGCUGUUAGUCCUUUGAUGCCUAACGCUGCCACAUAUGUGGGGAGUGAAUGUAAGUGUGCUUGUGUGUGUAAUAUCAAAUGGGAUGACUGCUGCACUGCUGUCUGUAAAAUUCAAUCAGCAUAAUGACAAGAUCAGAUGCAGAUACAGAGGGAAGUCAGAGAAGGGAAGAGAACACAGAUGUAGAGAUGACAGAGGGACUGAUGGAUCUGCUGUGGUCAACUGGACCUGGUUCAUUGGCUCCUGGUUCUACUGGCAAUUGCAUUCGGAAAGUAUUCAGACCCCUUGACUUUUUCCACAUUUUGUUACGUUACAGCCUUAUUCUAAAAUUGAUUAAAUAGUUUUCCCCCCCUCAUCAGUCUACACACAAUACCCUAUAAUGACAAAGCAAAUUUUUUUACAAAUAAAAAACUGAAAUACCAUAUUUACAUAUUUAUUCAGUACUUUAUUGAAGCACCUUUGCCAACGAUUACAGCCUCAAGUCUUCUUGGGUAUGAUGCUACAAGCUUGGCACACCUGUAUUUGGGGAGUUUCUCCCAUUCUUCUCUGAAGAUCCUCUCAAGCUCUGUCAGGUUGGAUGGGGAGAGUCGCUGCACAGCUAUUUUCAGGUCUCUCCAGAGAUGUUUGAUCGGGUUCAAGUCCGGGCUCUGGCUGGGCCACUCAAGGACAUUCAAAGACUUGUCCCGAAGCCACUCCUGCAUUGUCUUGGCUGUGUGCUUAGGGUCAUUGUCCUGUUGGAAGGUGAACCUUCGCCCCAGUCUGAGGUCCUGAGAACUCUGGAACAGGUUUUCAUCAAGGAUCUCUCUGUACUUUGCUCCGUUCAUCUUUCCCUCGAUCCUGACUAGUCUCCCAGUCCCUGCUGCUGAAAAACAUCCCCACAUCAUGAUGCUGCCACCACCAUGCUUCACCGUAGAGAUGGUGCCAGGUUUCCUCCAGACGUGACGCUUGGCAUUCGGGCCAAAGAGUUCAAUCUUGAUUUCAUCAGACCAGGGAAUCUUGUUUCUCACGGUCUGAGAGUCCUUUAGGUGCCUUUUGGCAAACUCCAAGCUGGCUGUCAUGUGCCUUUUACAGAGGAGUGGCUUCCGUCUGGCCACUCUACCAUAAAGGCCUGAUUGGUGGAGUGCUGCAGAGAUGGUUGUCCUUCUGGAAGGUUCUCCCAUCUCCACAGAGGAACUCCAGAGCUCUGUCAGAGUGACCAUUGGGGUCUUUUUCACCUCCCUGACCAAGGCCCUUCUCCCCUGAUUGCUCAGUCUGGCCAGGUGGCCAGCUCUAGGAAGAGUCUUGGUGGUUCCAAACUUCUUCCAUUUAAGAAUGAUGUAGGCCAUUGUGUUCUUGGGGACUUUCAAUGCUGCAGACAUUUUUUGGUACCCUUCCCUGAACUGUGCCACGACACAAUCCUCUCUCGGAGGUCUACGAACAAUUCCUUCGACCUCAUGGCUUGGUUUUUGCUCUGACAUGCACUGUCAACUGUAGGAACUUAUAUAGACAGGUGUGUGCCUUUCCAAAUCAUGUCCAAUUAAUUGAAUUUACCACAGGUGGACUCCAAUCAAGUUGUAGAAACAUCUCAAGGAUGAUCAAUGGAAACAGGAUGCCCCGGAGCUCAAUUUCGAGUCUCAUAGCUGGGUCUGAAUACUUAUGUAAAUAAGGUAUUUCUGUUUUUUGAAACAUUUAUAAAAACCUAUUUUCGCUUUGUCAUUAUGCGGUAUUGUGUGUAGAUUGAUGAGAUGUUACAUUUUUUAAUAAAUUUUCGAAUAAGGCUGUACCGUAUCAAAAUGUGAAAAAGGUCAAGGGGGUCUGAAUGCUUUCCGAAUGCACUGUAUAUAUAUAUAUAUAUAUACCUAUAUAUAUAUAUAUACCUAUACCUAUACCGGGGUAUUUGGAAAUAGCCACAGGAUGGUUUUUCAAUACCGUCAAUACCUAAACUACAGUAUUUCUUUAAAGUUUUUUUUGUUUUUAUCAUAUUGAAUAAUUGUAUAUACUUUUAAGUAAAUACCUGCAGUCAACUUGUGCAAUUUGUUAGGAGAUAAAGAAGAUUGUGUUCUUCAUUUCACUUGUCACAUAAUAUUUCAUUAUGAAGCUCACUGGUAGUCCCCAGUCACAUGGUGUUUGUUUACAAGCGCAAUGACAAGAGACUGGAGCCUUGUGAGUCACUCCCUGUUGUGCAGCGUGCGAGAGGUGAUCUAGUUCUAAAAAAUAAAUAACGGGAUUUAUGCUUUGCUAUGAAGCCCCUAAAUAAAAGAUCUGGUGCAAACAAUUACCUUCAGAAGUCACAUAAUUAGUUAAAUAAAGUCCAUCUGUGUGCAAUCUAAGUGUCACAUGAUCUCUCACAUGAUCUCAGUAUAUAUACACCUGUUCUGAAAGGCCCCAGAGUCUGCAACACCACUAAGCAAGGGGCACCACCAAACAAGCGGCACCAUGAAGACCAAGGAACUCUCCAAACAGGUCAGGGACAAAGUUGUGGAGAAGUACAGAUCAGGGUUGGGUUAUAAAAAAAUAUCCGAAACUUGGAACAUCCCAUGGAGCACCAUUAAAUUGCUUAUUAAAAAAUGGAAAGAAUAUGACACCACAACAAACCUGCCAAGAGAGGGCCGCCCACCAAAGCACACGGACCAGGCAAGGAGGGCAUUAAUCAGAGAGGCAACAAAGAGACCAAAGAUACUCCACAGCGGAGAUUGGAGUAUCUGUCCAUAGGACCACUUUAAGCCGUACACUCCACAGAGCUGGGCAUUAUGGAAGAGUGGCCAGAAAAAAGCCAUUGCUUAAAGAAAGAAAUAAGCAAACACGUUUGGUGUUCGCCAAAAGGCAUGUGGGAGACUCCCCAAACAUAUGGAAGAAGGUACUCUGGUUAGAUGAGACUAAAAUUGAGCUUUUUGGCCAUCAAGGAAAACAACAUGUCUGGCGCAAACCCAACACCUCUCAUCACCCCGAGAACACCAUCCCCAGAGUGAAGCAUGGUGGUGGCAGCAUCAUGCUGUGGGGAUGUUGGUGGUCCUCUGUAGCUCAGCUGGUAGAGCACGGCGCUUGUAACGCCAAGGUAGUGGGUUCGAUCCCCGGGACCACCCAUACACAAAAAUGUAUGCACGCAUGACUGUAAGUCGCUUUGGAUAAAAGCGUCUGCUAAAUGGCAUAUUAUUAUUAUAUUAUUAUGUUUUUCAUCGACAGGGACUGAGAAACUGGUCAGAAUUGAAGGAAUGAUGGAUGGCGCUAAAUACAGGGAAAUUCUUGAGGGAAACCUGUUUCAGUCUUCCAGAGAUUUGAGACUGGGACGGAGGUUCACCUUCCAGCAGGACAAUGACCCUAAGCAACACUUGUGUGGUUUAAAGGGAAACAUUUAAAUGUCUUGGAAUGGCCUAGUCAAAGCCCAGACCUCAAUCCGAUUGGUAUGACUUGAAGAUUGCUGUACACCAGCAGAACCCAUCCAACUUGAAGGAGCUGGAGCAGUUUUGCCUUGAAGAAUGGGCAAAAAUCCCAUUGGUUAGAUGUGCCAAGCUUAUAGAGACAUACCCAAAGAGACUUGCAGCUGUAAUUCCUGCAAAAGGUGGCUCUACAAAGUAUUGACUUUGCGGGGUGAAUAGUUAUGCACGCUUAAGUUCUCUGUUUUUUUGUCUUAUUUCUUGUUUGUUUCACAAUAAAAAAUAUUUUGCAUCUUCAAAGUGGUAGGCAUGUUGUGUAAAUCCAAUGAUACAACCCCCCCCAAAAAUAUAUUUUAAUUCCAGGUUGUAAGGCAACAAAAUAGGAAAAAUGCCAAGGUGGGUGAAUACUUUCGCAAACCACUGUAUGGUAAAAUGUUUAUUCUAUUCUACUGAGCCAUUUACUUUAUGUUCUUAUCUUUUAUUAUUUCUUAUUAUUGUUGCAUUGUCGAGAAGGAACCUGCAAGUAAGCAUUACGUUGGAUGGUGUAUUCCAUGUGUAUCCCGUACAUACGACUAAUAAAACUUCAAAUUUGCUCAAACCCUACAUCCCAAUCCGAGCACUCCGUUCCACCACCUCUGUUCUCUUGUGUUACGCAGAGUGGAACAGGGGAACCCAAGAGCAGACUCAGACGAGGAGACUGGGAUGAAGUAACCAAGAUAUUUAUUGAAACACAAGGGGAGGAUGGAGUGCAGGUCAGGGGAAACUGCUGGAAACCAGGUGCGGAGGCUAAGGCUGGAGCGAGGGAGGCUAAGGCUGGAGCGAGAGAGGCUGAGGCUGGAGCGAGGGGGGUUGAGACAGGGUGAACAGGUCCGGAGGGGAAUCCAAGGGAAUAGUAGAGUGGGGAAUCCAGGACAGGGUAGCAGGAUGACGAGACGUAGGACUGGAGACAAGGAUCAGAGUCGGAGCGGGCAGAACUGUAGCGGAGAGGAAACCAGCGUCAGGCAAAGGAAAACAUGCACAACAGGAUAACAGGAUCUGAAUAGUAACUAACGGCUAGAACCGUAGACUGACUGAGCAGAGAUUAUGAUCUGGCAGUGUGGAAGUGGCAGGACUGAGUAUUUGUAGAGGUCUUGAUUAUGGAACAGGUUGCAGCUGGUGGGGAUCUGCUCUGACUCCAGCACACCUGUCUCCGCCCACACAGUCACACACACACAGAGAGAGAGAGAGGUAGAGGGAGAGAGUAUUGGGGGAGUGGCGGCAGGUCAAGGAGACACAGGAUGAGCAGUAGAGGGCGAUGCAGGAACAGAUGUGACAUCUUGACCAUCCCACCCCUACACGAGGGCAGCUCCCACUCAGCCCAGCCAAAGCUCUUCUCUGUCCUGGCAUCCCAAUAGUGGAACAAGCUUCCCCCUAAAGUGAGGAUAGUGGAGCCCAUCUUUCGAAAACGUAUGAAACCCUACCUAUUUGAAGAGUAUCUUAAAUAACUCUCAUGGAAAUGCAAAUGUGAAUCUAGAUGGAGCUUUUCCAGACUGAUUGCUGACAUUUAGCUAGCUUGCGGGGGCGGUAAAACAGAACCAGGCUUGUCUUUGUAUUCUGGAAACACAGACACGCCAGGGGCAGUGCACCGAGAUCGGGUAACCCACCCCAUGACUUCCCUGUGGCCUUCAACCACGGCCCACGGAGUGAGACGUAUACAUUCCUCUCACAUUCACAGACACUCAGACAACCUGAUGAGAGCAUGCCGAGGACCCACUACUCAGACACGUAGCUCCGCAGACUAGAAAACUGUCAUGCUUUCGCCCCCAUAAAUCUAGUUCUCCCUGUUGUAAAACGUGGUGGAUCCAUUGAGCAGAGCUCCUGAGGUCACUGUUACAGUAUUACAGUAUGGUAGUGGUACAGGUUGGUGGUCAUGGUGUAAUGGUGUAUUCAUGGUGUGGUUUUCCCCAUCCAGGACCCAUCUGGAACAGCUCUCUGCUCAAGAAGUGGAGCCAGACAGACAGGAGCAGGAAGCUGGCCUACAACACGCUGACCGAGCUACAGCAGACCACAGGUGAGUGAGCUCACUCCUAAUGCCACCUGGUUUACCAAUAGAACCUGGGAGGGAGGAAAACUCACACAACACAGUCUUCUGCGCCAGACAGAGUGAUUUUCCCCCUUUGAUGUACUCCUAGACUUUACACACCCAUGGUAACAGCAGAACAUUGACUGUUAAUAUGUACAGUUUUAUCACAUACUAGUAACAUUAAUCCAUACAAUUUAUCAGAGUUAGGGGUCAAGUCCACUUUUAAGCAAAGGCCAAGGGUGAGACACCAUGAGGUUUUUCCCCGAUUCAUUAACUGAGUUUGAAUUGAUUUCCAGAAAUGGAAUGACAUGCCUGUAUUGUGUAAUUCAUGUUUAGUUCCAACUAGACAUUCACAUUCCAUUAUGCUUAGAUUCAGUCUUGUUUCUUUGAUUGAGCAGUCUGGUGAAAAGGGACAAUGGUGUUAACUUGCCAGGAUCAUAGCAGAGCAAGAAAAUAGCAUGGAAAUAAGAGUCUACUUUAUAUUCACAUGAGUGCAGUUGAACUAUUCAUUACAAAGUCAUAUCUAAGCCAACACAUAAUAUCCAAGUUCAGGAAAUUAAAACGAAGUACCUAAUGUCACCACAGGGGCGAAAAGCCCUGGAUUUUGAUAACUAGAGAGAGGUCACUGGGUCUGUGUUGAGAUUGUCUACCUACAACAACACAGAGAACACAUCCUGAUAAUGUCUCCCAAUAGAUCACCUCACUUCGCUCUUGAUGCCUUGCAAGGGUCUCGUUCCAAUGAAGCAAUCUAUUAUUCAGAGAAAGAAAGAUCCCAUGGUAUGUUGCUAAUGAAAUGCAGUGAGGUUGUUUCUUCACAUCUUUGGAAAUCCUCAGAGCUGAACAUGUGGCAGACAAAAGCUAGACAGUGUGUCUCUUUCCCUCCCUCCUCCUCAUCUGACUGCCUGAGUUGAGGCCGCAGGGCUUGGAAAGAGUUUGGUCAACGCAGGCUCCCCUGUGUGUCUCAACUCAGCAGAAAAUUGCAGUAGCAGACUCUUCUCUUAAACGUUGCAACCUUCCUCCUGGUUGUGACCCGUAUCUCCCUGUCUUUGUCUCCCUCUGCAUGUAUGGCAGGUGUGACUGAAUGGACGUCCUGGUUCAACAUCGACCAUCCAGGGGGGAAUGGAGACUAUGAGCGGUUAGAGGCCAUCCGGUUCUACUACAGGGAGAGGGUGUGUGUCCGGCCUGUGGCCAUGGAGGCCCGCACCACAGAUUGGGUAGCAGCAGCAGAGACCGGAGAGGUAACCCACUCCAGCCUAGAGAAGGGGUUCUGGUGCAUCAACAAGGAGCAGCCCUACGGACGCAUUUGCUCCAACUACCAUGUCCGCUUCCAGUGCCCACCAGGUACCAACAGACCACCAUACCCCAUUCACAUGUGUUAUAAAGUAGAUGUGUUAUAAUAGCUUUGUGUACAGGAUUCUGAACCCAUGCUGUAUUUAUGGGACAGUAGAAUGUUGUGAGGAGAUGGCCAAUUAUCCCUUUCCCUUACUUACUGUGCUGUAUACUGAUUCAAAACAGAACAUCAGUGGAACAAAGGCCACUUAAGCCUUGCAUCUGCUACUGUGUUAUGGACACUAAUGAUCUGUUUUGUCUUUUCCCAAACUGUGAAAGAACUGUGCUUGUACAUAGUUCAGUAAAAGUUAUUUUUGCAAACUUCAGGCCAGCUUUCUUACUUGCUUCUCAGUCCAGGCCUAGCUUCUGGGUCUGAGUCCAUUCUACCCAUUAUAUCUCUAUGUGGAGAACUCACUCACCCUUGUCACUCUGUCUUGUUUCUGUGUGUCCAGUUCAGGCCUACUGGACAGACUGGGCCGCCUGGGGAACUUGCUCUGCUACAGCCUGUAAUGACGUGGGCAUCCAGGUCCGCAAGAGGAAGUGUAUGAGCAUCCAGCCCCUGCCCCUGCUGCUGGUGCCCCCAUGCCAGGGGCACCACACGGAGAGGAGGGAGUGUGCCACCCCACCAUGUGAAGGUACCCUCCCAACACGACCUAUACAUAGACCUACAGCAGGGGUGUCAAACUCAUUCCAUGGAGGGCAGUGUCUGCUGAUUUUUGGUUUCUCCUUUCAAUUUGUGUCCAGUUAAGACCUAGACAACCAGGUGAGAGGAGUUCCUAACUAAUCAGUGACCUUAAUUCAUCAAUCAAGUACAAGGGAGGAAUGAACCUGCAGACACUCGGCCCUUCGUGGAAUGAGUUUGACACGUGACGUACAGUAUACCAUGCCAAUCUUUAACAUCAAGCCAAUCAUGAUAAUUAUCGUGGACAUUUUUACCUACUUCAUCCUCUGCCAAGAGACAUUCAGCUGAUCAGAGUCAUCACUGACAUGAAGACAAUCAGUGUAAUUUAUCUGCAGCCAACAGAUCUGAGAUGUAGCAGUAGGUACAUUAGCGAUUAGAUUGUUAAUAAGUACAGAGACUACCCCCACAGUAGAGCCUUUGGCAGCAGUAUAGUUUCCUACACAUAAAAGCCUCUUCUCUCUAGGUGUCACAUUUUUCCUAAAUUCUCCCGAACAUGUGCUUCUUCCAAUUAUCUGUCACUGUCGUCAACACACCUUUGAUGUUCAUAAAGCUCCAAUGGCUUUGAUCAGGAGGAGGCUGUCACUGUGCACUUUCCUCUCUAAGGGGAAUCAGUGGCAGCACUGUCUCUGCUAUAUCCCACAGAAAGGAGGAAACUACCUGACACGUAACACUUUCAUCAGUUGACCAGUAGCCUGGCAAAAGUCCUGUGAUAAUACUUUUACAAUGCAUCUUUCCUUGAAGCUACACUUACAGUUCAGUUACAGUUGUGUAUUAUCUGGAUCAUUUAUGUUUACUUUGUGUUAUUUGACUAGCCAAGUGGACUCAGUGGAGUCCAUGGGGAGCAUGCUCGGUGACCUGUGGCAAGGGUCGCAGGAUCAGGAGGAGGACCUGUGUGAGAACCUCUUUAACAGUGCAGUGUGUGGGACGAGCGGCUGAAAUCCAGAAAUGUGGGAAAAAUCCAUGCCCACGUAAGUUGUAAAUCUAAAGAGACAGAAAAAAUUGAAAUAAUCAUAAUAAUCAUGUGUAAAAGUAUACUGAAUGUAUUGUGUGUUUAUGUGUAUCUGCAGCCAAUUGUAAGCGUGAGUGUCCCAAGGGUCGGCCCAAUGUGGACUGCAGUCGCUGUGUGUGUGAGGGCCACGUGCUCCAGGGAGAGGUCCUCAGUAUGACCGGUGUUCCUGUAGCGGGGGCCAGGAUAGCGCUGGCCAGCCGGCCCAAGAUCAUCCACGCCCGCACUGAUGCCAAGGGCCUCUUCAGACUCCCAGGGGUCUGCUCCAGCUCCCCCACCCAGCUCUACAUUCGCAAGGAGAAGUUUGCCCCCAUUACCGCCUCCACCUCCAGCAACAGCACCGGGUCAUCCUGGUUAAGGGUGGUCCUAAAGUCCGCAGGCGAGUCACGCUUAAUAACAUUAACAAACAAAAGCCCAAUGAUAAAGUAUGUUCUCUAUGUACUUUAUACUGGGUUGAGCCAGUCAGUCUGUCUGUAUAACCAUCCAACCACUAGAGUCAAACUAGGGGAAGGACAUACAGUGGGGAGAACAAGUAUUUGAUACAUUGCCGAUUUUGCAGGUUUUCCUACUUACAUAGCAUGUAGAGGUCUGUAAUUUUUAUCGUAGGUACACUUCAACUGUGAGAGACGGAAUCUAAAAUAAAAAUCCAGAAAAUCACAUUGUAUGAUUUUUAAGUAAUUAAUUUUCAUUUUAUUGCAUGACAUAAGUAUUUGAUCACCUACCAACCAGUAAGAAUUCCGUCUCUCACAGACCUGUUAGUUUUUCUUUAAGAAGCCCUCCUGUUCUCCACUCAUUACCUGUAUUAACUGCACCUGUUUGAACUCGUUACCUGUAUAAAAGACACCUGUCCACACACUCAAACAAACAGACUCCAACCUCUACACAAUGGCCAAGACCAGAGAGCUGUGUAAGGACAUCAGGGAUACAAUUGUAGACCUGCACAAGGCUGGGAUGGGCUACAGGACAAUAGGCAAGCAGCUUGGUGAGAAGGCAACAACUGUUGGCGCAAUUAUUAGAAAAUGGAAGAACUUCAAGAUGACGGUCAAUCAACCUCGGUCUGGGGCUCCAUGCAAGAUCUCACCUCGUGUGGCAUCAAUGAUCAUGAGGAAGGUGAGGGAUCAGCCCAGAACUACACGGCAGGACCUGGUCAAUGACCUGAAGAGAGCUGGGGCCACAGUCUCAAAGAAAACCAUUAGUAACACACUACGCCGUCAUGGAUUAAAAUCCUGCAGCGCACGCAAGGUCCCCCUGCUCAAGCCAGCGCAUGUCCAGGCCCGUCUGAAGUUUGCCAAUGACCAUCUGGAUGAUCCAGAGGAGGAAUGGGAGAAGGUCAUGUGGUCUGAUGAGACAAAAAUAGAGCUUUUUGGUCUAAACUCCACUCGCCGUGUUUGGAGGAAGAAGAAGGAUGAGUACAACCCCAAGAACUCCAUCCCAACUGUGAAGCAUGGAGGUGGAAACAUCAUUCUUUGGGGAUGCUUUUCUGCAAAGGGGACAGGACGACUGCACCGUAUUGAGGGGAGGAUGGAUGGGGCCAUGUAUCGCGAGAUCUUGGCCAACAACCUCCUUCCCUCAGUAAGAGCAUUGAAGAUGGGUCGUGGCUGGGUCUUCCAGCAUGACAACGACCCGAAACACACAGCCAGGGCAACUAAGGAAUGGCUCCGUAAGAAGCAUCUCAAGGUCCUGGAGUGGCCUAGCCAGUCUCCAGACCUGAACCCAAUAGAAAAUCUUUGGAGGGAGCUGAAAGUCCGUAUUGCCAAGCGACAGCCCCGAAACCUGAAGGAUCUGGAGAAGGUCUGUAUGGAGGAGUGAGCCAAAAUCCCUGCUGCAGUGUGUGCAAACCUGGUCAAGACCUACAGGAAACGUAUGAUCUCUGUAAUUGCAAACAAAGGUUUCUGUACCAAGUUCUGCUUUUCUGAUGUAUCAAAUACUUAUGUCAUGCAAUAAAAUGCAAAUGAAAUACUUAAAGAUCAUACAAUGUGAUUUUCUGGAUUUUUUAUUUAGAUUCCAUCUCUCAUAGUUGAAGUGUACCUAUGAUAAAAAUGACAGACCUCUACAUGCUUUGUAAGUAGGAAAACCUGCAAAAUCGGCAGUGUAUCAAAUACUUGUUCUCCCCACUGUAUAAAUCAACAGGACAGUCUGAAGUAGUUGAGACCAUUACACGCAAAUAUACACUAUAUAUACAAAGGUAUGUGGCCAACUCUUGAAAUUAGUGGAUUUGGCUAUUUUAGCCACACCCAUUGCUGACAGGUGUAUAAAAUCGAGCAUACAGCCAUGCAAUCUCCAUAGACAAACAUUGGCAGUAGAAUGGACUUACUGAAGAGAUCAGUGACUUUCAACGUGGCAUCCUUUCCAACAAGUCAGUUCAUCAAAUUUCUGCCCUGCUAGCGCUGACCUGGCCAACUGUAAUUGCUGUUAUUGUGAAGUGGAAACGUCUAGAAGCAACAACGACUCAGCCGCAAAGUGGUAGGCCACAUAAGCUCACAGAACGAGAUCGCCGAGUACUGAAGUGCAUAGCGUGUAAAAAUCAUCUGUCCUCGGUUGCAACACUCCCUACCGAGUUCCAAACUGCCUCUGGAGGCAACGUCAGCACAAUAACUGUUUGUCAGGAGCUUCAUGAAAUGGGUUUUCAUGGCCGAGCAGCCGCACACAAGUCUAAGAUCACCAUGCGCAAUGCCAAGCGUCGGCUGGAGGGGUGUAAAGCUCGCCGCCAUUGGUCUCCGGAGCAGUGGAAAUACGUUCUCUGGAGUGAUGAAUCAAGGCCCUUUCCUGUUUCAGCAUGACAAUGCCCCUGUGCACAAAGUGAGGUCCAUACAGAAAUGGUUUGUCAAGAUCGGUGUGGAAGAACUUGACUGGCCUGCACAGAGCCCUGACCUCAACCCCAUUGAACACCUUUGGGAUGAAUUGGAACGCCGACUGCGAGCCAGGCCUCAUCGCCCAACAUCAGUGCCCGACCUCACUAAUGAUCUUGUGGCUGAAUGGAAGCAAGUUCCCGCAGCAAUGUUCCAACAUCUAGUGGAAAGCCUUUCCAGAAGAGUGGAGGCUGUUAUAGCAGCAAAGGGGGGACCAACUCCAUAUUAAUGCCCAUGAUUUUGGAAUGAGAUGUUCGACGAGCAGGUAUCCACAUACUUUUGGUCAAGUAGUGUAUAUACAGUGAGGUCCGUAAUUAUUGGAUCCAUUGAUAAAGAUGAGCAAAACACACUGUAUAAAAUAAAUAAUGCAAAUGUAUGCCAAACAAAAAACAAUGAUUACAAAGUUAAACAAACCAUACAACUCUAUGCACAAAGACGACUUCUAACAAUUUACAUAGAAAAUUUAACAAAAACACAUUUACUUGAAAAACAGUGCAGAUGCAAAGUUUGGUAACAUUAUGACUGUACCAACAGCACAAACCGUCAUUCUGUUACCAAAAUUUGCAUCUGCACUGUUGUUCAAGUAAAUGUGUUUUUGUAUAAAAUGUAUGUGGAAACUGUUAAAGGUAGUCCUUGUGCAUGAUAGGGGUCAAAAUUAUUGGAUCUGCUGUUUUCAGUACUCCAGCACCCCUCUCUUGCGAGGAUAACGACACUGAGCCUUUUUCAAAAAUGUUUUAUGAGAUUAGAGAACACAUUGGGAGGGAUCUUAAACCAUUCCUUCAUACAGAAUCAUUCCAGAUCCUUGAUAUUCUUCAUCUGCACUUAUGGGAAGGCCCUCUUCAAUUCAAACCACAAGUUUUCAAUGGGGUUCAAGUCCGGAAACUGAAAUUGCCAUUGCAAAAUUUAGAUUUUGAGGGUCAAUUAACAAUUUCUUUGUGGAUUUUGAGGUGUGCUUGUGGUUAUUGUCUUGUUGGAAGAUUAACUUGCGGCCACGUUUCAACCUCCCCUUGUUAAGGUCAAUGGCAUCAUGAACUUUACCAAGUACCAGGACAUUUGAGCCAAAAACCUGGUUGCCUCUGCCAGGAGGCUGACAGUUGGCCGCAAGUGGAUCUUCCAGCAAGACAAUAACCCCAAGCUCACAUCAACAUCCACAAAUAAAUGGUUAAUUGACCACAAAAUCAACAUUUUGCAAUGGCCAUCUCAGUCUCCGGACUUGGUGGUUUGAAUUGAAGAGGGCAGUCCAUAUGCGCAGACGAAGGAUAUCAAGGAUCUGGAAAGAUUCUGUAUGGAGAAAUGCUCUAAGAUCCCUCUCAAUAUGUUCUCCAAUCUCAUUAAACAUUUUAGAGAUAAGCAUUUUGUGACAACUGCUGAUGUAAAAAGGGCUUUAUAAAAUACAUUUGAUUGAUUUAAAUUUGAUUGAAAAGGCUCAGUUUUGUUAUCCUAGCAGUGGGAGAGUGCUGGACUAUUGAAAACGAAGAUUAUGAUUUUUUUGUAUUACUUUUUUUAAAAUCAAUGUUUUUGAGCAUACAAUUUAGCUCAGUAUUUGUAUUAUUUAUUUUAUACAGUAUUUAUUGCUCAUCUUUAUCAAGGGAUCCAAUAAUUCCAGACCCAACUGUAUGUGGAAACUAAAUAAACACAGGUGCAGUCAUAGGGCAGUAUUUUAACCAUAAUCACACACCAAUCAUUUUUCAUAAGUACGGAGACCAACAGUAGUUUAAACUGUAGGCCUGAUUAAGUUUUAUGGAAUCAUGAUGCCUCAGUGGUACCAUUCACAACAGUUCCGGAGCCAGGUUUUUAAGGAUUUGUUUCCUACUGCUUUGCAGAGAAGCCAUAUGUUGUAAAGCACCCGGAGGACAAAGUGCGUUACGAGGGACAGCGUGUGAUGUUGUGCUGCAAGGCAACAGGGUCGCCCAUGCCUGACAAAUACUACUGGUAAGAUAAUGCAUUUACUUUUAAGUGCCGGAAAAAUCCUCCAAGUUUUAUUUUAAUCAUGGCUAGAUGCCAUUAUAUUAAAGUUUAAAUAGCUUAUUAGAAUGUUCUGUAUAACUUUUUAAUGGCAUGUUCUCCUUUCCAGGUACCACAACGGGACCCUACUGGAUAGGAAUGUGUUUAAAUACGAAGAGGAUCUGGUGCUGAGAGGCCUGAAGCCAGAGCAGACAGGACAUUACUACUGUAAAGUCAGCAGCCAAACAGGCAGCAUCAAGUCUUCACAGGCAUUCCUCACUGUUAUCGGUAUGUAUAGACCUUAUCCAUCAAAUCCUAUACUAACUGUACCUAUACUGUCCUUGUAGAAAUGGACAGUAUGGGAAGGAUGCUGGAGUAAACUGAAUGAGAAAGAUAAAAAAAACUUAUACUGUAUCUGUUACAACUAAAGAAAUACACCCAAGGAAAAUAAGAUCAUAAAAUAUCAAGGGCCACAGAAACUGGCAGCACGUGAGCAGUAAGGUUUUAUUAUGUUUACAUUGGUCGAAAGCAGCCUUUUCUAAACAAAUAUUAUUUACAGAGAGAUCACCCUGGACACGGUAAAAACCCAAAUCCCAGUUCUUCAGAGCGCCACGUAUUGAAGUGAAAUCCAAGAUUGACAAUAAAUCCUGUUCCUUUUUUUGUCAAGUCAGACAAGUAUGCGUUUCCACAUCCGUGCGGGAUAGAUACACAUUGUGCGUAUUCCCCAGUUGCUUGUUAGCCACGAUAUAGAUUGACAAAUAGGGUUUGUGGGGGAGUGUGCUAAAGCAAUCAGCCUUGGGAAACAGCCUGAGAGAUUUGCCCCUGUGAAUAGAACAACAACACCUGGAACACCAAGGCUCUUAGUGGAUAAUGAUGAACCUGCUUCACACUACCAGCCCAGUGUGGUUCCCUUCACUAGGGAACAUUAGGCUACACUCCAGUUAAUUAAUAAAACAAUUACAUUCAUUAAUAUUAAAAGACAGGACUACAUAUGUAGGAUCUUCAUUUGAUCCCCCUGUUGCAGGAGAACUUUCCUGCAAUGCAGGAAAUGUCAAACUUGUAGUGUAUUUGAGGUUUAAAAAGGCUUCUGAAGUUUUUUAUUUCCACUUUGACAUUUCAGACUUGAUUUUCCGUUACGAAAAAUGUAUCAACCCUUACAAAAAUGUCCAUUAAUUAUAAUCCACAUAAUAAUUCAAAUUUCUUAUUGCUGCAGGAUAAUUUUCCUGCUGUGGCAAACUGGCUCAAUUUAAGAUCUUACAUCUGUACCAUUUUCUUAUCGUUUCUUUUAGUUGUUGUAAAUGUAAUUCGUUUUUGAAAGAACGCAAAGGGACCAGGGACGGAAAUUACACAUUGGGCUAAUCAGACUGUUCCAUCUGUCUGCAAUAAUCUUCUUAUUUGUAGGAUGAGGAGUUUAACAGGAACACUGGAGCGUAUACUCAGCCAUGAUUUCAUGCACAUUAAUCAUUUUGCCAACAUUUGGGUGAACAAUAAUCCUUUCUUUCCAAUUCCCAUCUGGAUGGUUGGUGAACAAAUGUUCUCCCGAAGUUCACAUCUAAUUACCCCAUUAUGAAUGCUUUGUAGUGCAACUUGGCUAAUCAUGGUUGUCGCUCAGCCAUGUGGACAGAGAGAACAUCUGUGUUUAAGUGAACACUUUACAUUGCGUGCUAUCUCCUUUACCAUGUAGUUACCUGCAUUAUACCUUGGUAACCUCCCGAGUGGCGCAGUGGUCUAAGGCUGUGCCACUAGAGAUCCUGGUUCGAAUCCAGGCUCUGUCGUAGCCGGCCGCGACCGGGAGACCCAUGGGGCGGCGCACAAUUGGCCCAGCGUCGUCCAGGGUAGGGGAGGGAAUGGCCGGCAGGGAUGUAGCUCAGUUGGUAGAGCAUGGUGUUUGCAACGCCAGGGUUGUGGGUUCGAUUCCCACGGGGGGCCAGUAUGAAAAAAAGAAUAAUGUAUGCACUAACUGUAAGUCGCUCUGGAUAAGAGCGUCUGCUAAAUGACUAAAAUGUAAAAAUGUAAAUGUAACCACAAUGCAAUUAACCAGCAUUACAUAACCACCAGAUACCUAUAAAAACAACACUACUCUUUUUCCACCGAUAAUAAAGGAAACUUCUAAAUGUAGUUCAUUGUUAUUGCAUACUAAUUACACACAAUUACACUAAUGCUCCCUAUAAAAAUGAAAUUCUAGAUAAUUACAUGUCAAUUUGGUUGAUUAAUGUGAAGUGUGACAGAGUGGGUAAUUUGCAUCUGUUUUUUGUAUGAAUUUAUAAGUGAAUGAGUAAAUGUACUUCUAUAUGUGCAUAUGCAUGUAUGUUUACAUCCAUAAAACAUAAGUGUACUCUCAUUGCUAACUCUAUGUGCUGUGUGUUCCACAGCUAAAGGCACACCGGCAUGCAACCCCACUCCUGAGAACCACCUCAUCAGACUGCCCAUGGACUGUGUUCAGCCUGGGACGGACUCUAAGUUAUACAACGCCGGCCGCUGCCCCCACAACAAGUGUGCAGGCUCCCUGGACUUCGACCUGCGCUGCAGGGAUGGAGGUGGCUACUGCUGUGGGGUCCAGAAGAUGGAGAGCCGGGUAAUAGACUGUGGGAGUUACAGCCUGCCCAUCAAGGCUGUAACUGAGUGUGGCUGCCAGAAGUGUGUAGUGCCCAAGGUGCUUGUACGUGGCAGGGUGGUCACAGCAGACAACAACGAACCACUGCGUUUCGGGCACAUGUACAUUGGCAAGGAGAGAGUGGGCACCACAGGGUACAAAGGAGGCUUCACACUCAAUAUAACCCCAGACACAGAGAGGCUGGUAGUCAACUUUGUGGAUCCCACACAGAAAUUCAUUGACACUCCUAAGGUGUUUAUCUUCGACAAGAGAGGGGGCUCUGUUUACCAUGACGUGAAGGUGAUGAGAAAGCAGGAACCCAUUGAUAUCAACGCUGGAGAGACAAAUACCAUUUACUUAGGAGAAAUCAAAGGGGAGGACCCCAUUGGACAGAUCAUUAUACCUCCAAAUUCUUUCCACAAGAAUAAUGGGGAGGUGUACGAAGGUACAGUGAAAGCCAGUGUCACCUUCAUUGACCCCAGGAACAUCACCACAGCUGCUGCAGCGCCUGGUGACCUCAACUUUGUGGACGAUGAGGGUGACAUGCUUCCCCUGAGGACAUAUGGGAUGUUUUCCGUUGACUUCAGAGAUGAGGCGAACCAGGAAGUCCUGGGGGCUGGAGCGGUCCAAGUACUCUUAGACACGCAGCACGUCAAAAUGCAAGAGCACAUUCCCAAAAUGAAACUGUGGUCCCUCAACCCAGACACAGGCGUCUGGGAGGAGGAGAGUGACUUUCACUACACUCAGGCCACAUCUGGUGGUAAUGGGAGGAGCAAGCGAGAGGAGCGCACUUUCCUCAUAGGUAACAUGGAAAUCAGGGAGCGUCGACUUUUCAACCUGGACGUGCCUGAGAACCGCCGCUGCUACGUCAAAGUGCGGGCAUACAUGAAUGACAAGUUCCUGAACACUGAGCAGCUGGAAGGUGUGGUCAUCAGCCUGAUAAACUUGGAGCCCAAGCCUGGCUUCUCCUCUAACCCCAGAGCAUGGGGUCGCUUUGACAGUGUGAUAACUGGACCCAAUGGAGCCUGUCUGCCAGCCUUCUGUGACGCCAAGGUGCCUGAUGCUUACACUGCUUAUGUCACAGGCAUUAUGGGUGGUGAAGAGCUGGAGGCAGCUCCCUCAACCCCCAAGAUGAACCCAAACAUCAUUGGAGUGUCUCAGCCAUACUUAGACAAGAUAGGCUACCAGCGUUCAGACCACGAUGAUCCAGCUCUCAAAAAAACAGCCUUCAGAAUCAACUUGGCAAAACCCAACCCCAACAAUGUGGAAGAGACCAAUGGGCCAAUAUACCCCUAUCAGAGUUUAAUAGCCUGUGAAAAUGCCGGAGUCGAUGCCAACCACUUCCGAUUCUUCAGAGUGGAAAAGGAUAAAUACGAAUACAAUGUUGUGCCCUUCCAAGAGAACGACUUAACAUCGUGGACAGGUGACUACCUCUCCUGGUGGCCCAACCCUCAGGAGUUCAGGGCUUGCUACAUCAAGGUCAAGAUCCAGGGGCAAAAGGAGGUCAUGAUAAGGUCACAGAACCAUGGAGGCACCCACCCUGAGACCGCAGGUCAGCUGUACGGUAUCAGAGACAUCCGCAGCACCCGUGACAUGCAUGUGGCCAACACUUCCGCAGCUUGCAUCGAGUUCAAGUGCAGUGGCAUGCUCUUCGACCAAGCCGCAGUCGACAGGUCCCUCAUAUCAGUCCUCCCACAGGGCAACUGUCGGAGAGUGGGCAUCAACAGCCUGCUAAAGGAGUACCUGACCAAGCACCCCCCUACCUCACUGAACAACGAGUCCCAUGCCUUCAACAUGCUGGGCCCUGUUGACCCCUUGGGGCACAACUAUGGCAUCUACACGGUCACAGACCAGAACCCUAGGGUGGCAAAAGAGAUCGCCAUUGGACGCUGCUUUGACGGUACCUCUGACGGCUUCUCCAGAGAAAUGAAGUCAGACACUGGGGUUGCUCUGACCUUCAGCUGCCCAGAAAGGACUGUGACCAGGGAGAGUCUCUUCCAACGCCUCCAGACGAACCCCAGCCAGACCCUGUCUCAGAUGGCCCGGGACAUGCGGGAGACACAGGGGCUACAGGUCCGAGGAAGGUCCUCCCGGGUGGUGACCUACCCCUCUGGGUCCACCAGCCGCAGAUCCAGCUCCUCUACCAGGAGGAGAUCCAUGAUGCGGGCACAACAGGACAGGCAG
Coregonus sp. 'balchen' is the source of this 23645-nucleotide messenger RNA. The record is from the annotation of a GenBank genome assembly. Lineage: Eukaryota; Metazoa; Chordata; Actinopteri; Salmoniformes; Salmonidae.